Stegostoma tigrinum is the source of this 5564-nucleotide messenger RNA. It is a transcript of the gene atl1, whose product is annotated as atlastin GTPase 1. The transcript is spliced from 14 exons. The record is from RefSeq and is a predicted model, not a curated record. NCBI's taxonomy places the organism in Eukaryota, Metazoa, Chordata, Chondrichthyes, Orectolobiformes, Stegostomatidae. Gene Ontology annotation, molecular function: GTPase activity; GTP binding. Gene Ontology annotation, biological process: protein homooligomerization; endoplasmic reticulum organization. The coding region runs from base 119 to 1804 and encodes 561 amino acids.
GCUGCGAAAGGCUUCAACCUCACAACUCGUCAUCCACGCAGAGAGAGAGAGAGAGAGAGACGCCCUUCCGAAAGGGAUCCUCUUCCGUGAACGGUUGCACCGUGCAGACGCCAGCAAAAUGGCACAGAAAAACACGGCGAGGAAUCGGAAAGAGCGAAAUAGCUGGGGCGGAUUUUCAGAGGGAAGUUUCAAUUGGACAUCAGAAGAUGAAGCAGUGCAGCAAGCCAGACCAGUUCAGAUUCUUGUUGUUAAUGAUGACCAUACUUUUGAACUGGAUGAAAUGGCUCUCAACAAAAUCCUUCUUUCAGAAGAAGUUAGAGAUCGGGAAGUGGUUGCCUUAUCUGUCGCUGGUGCCUUCAGGAAAGGAAAAUCAUUUCUUAUGGACUUCAUGUUGAGAUAUAUGUACAGUCAGGAUCGCAAUAACUGGUUAGGUGAUGAUGAUGAGCCUUUGACUGGUUUCUCUUGGCGUGGAGGUUCAGAGCGAGAAACUACUGGGAUUCAGAUAUGGAGUGAAGUGUUUCUGGUAGACAAGCCUAACGGAGAGAAGGUUGCAGUAUUGCUGAUGGACACACAAGGGACUUUUGAUAGUCAGUCAACUCUGAGAGAUUCUGCUACAGUAUUUGCACUUAGCACCAUGAUAAGUUCGAUGCAGGUAUAUAACUUGUCACAGAAUAUUCAAGAGGAUGAUCUUCAGCACCUACAGCUCUUCACUGAAUAUGGACGUCUAGCUAUGGAAGAAACAUGUCAGAAACCAUUUCAGUCACUUAUAUUUCUAGUCCGUGACUGGAGUUUUCCAUAUGAAUUCAACUAUGGUCUUGACGGAGGCUUCAAAUUCCUAGAGAAACGUCUGAAGAUAUCAGAAAACCAGCAUGAGGAACUUCAGAAUGUCAGGAAACAUAUUUAUUCUUGUUUUACAAAUAUUGCCAGCUUCCUGAUGCCACACCCUGGUUUGAAAGUGGCUACCAAUCCUAAUUUUGAUGGACGUCUAAAAGAAAUAGAUGAGGAGUUUAUAAAGCAUCUGAAGGUGCUGGUUUCUUGGCUCCUGUGUCCUGAGAACCUUGAGUUGAAAGAAAUCAAUGGGAAUAAAAUAACAGGUCGAGGGCUUGUGGAGUAUUUUAAGGCAUACAUAAAGAUCUAUCAAGGGGAAGAACUGCCACACCCCAAGUCCAUGUUACAGGCUACAGCAGAAGCAAACAAUUUAGCAGCUGUAGCAGCAGCCAAAGAUCUGUAUGGUAAAAAAAUGGAGGAGAUCUGUGGAGGAGACAAACCGUUCCUUGCACCAAGUGACCUCCAGAGUAAACACUUGGGACUCCGAGAAGAAGCUGUCAAAUUAUUCCGUGGAGUUAAGAAGAUGGGAGGAGAGGAGUUCAGUCGCCGCUAUUUGCAACAACUGGAAAAUGAAAUUGAUGAGUUGUACAUAAACUACAUAAAACACAACGAUAGUAAAAACAUCUUCCACGCUGCCCGUACACCAGCCACUCUAUUUGUGGUAAUAUUUAUUAUGUAUGUCAUAGCUGGCGUGACAGGAUUUAUUGGAGUGGACAUUAUAGCCAGUCUGUGCAACAUGAUAAUGGGGCUGGCUCUGAUCACCUUGUGUACCUGGGCAUAUAUUAGAUACUCUGGAGAAUACAGAGAACUUGGAGCAGUCAUCGACCAAGUAGCAGGGGCCUUAUGGGACCAGGGAAGUACUAAUGAGGCUCUCUUCAGGCUAUAUGAUGCAGCUACAAGCCACAGACACAUUUAUCACCACACCUUCCCUGCUGCACAACCAGAAAGCAAUGCAGAUACCAAGAAGAAAAAAUGAUUUGACUGGGUUCCUCUGCUGCACAUUCACAAGGGAAAUCUUCCAUUAUUAUUGUGCAUUCCCACGCCACUAAUCCAAGAAGUGCUAUAUAAAUGGAAAGCCAAUGAUAUGAUAGCUUGUAACUGAAUGAAAUCAUGUACCAACACUGAACACUGUGCUGGUUUCACUUAUAGUUAUGUUGCAAAUUGUAUUGUGAAAAUGUGCUAGUUUGCAUGAUUUUGUUAACUGUUGGUAUGAGUCAAAUGUUCUUCCAUCAAGAAUGUACAACUAAUGAUUUUUCAUCACUUUAAAGAACUUCUGGUACCUGGUAUUUUGUUUUUUUUUCCAAUGGAACAUUUGUCUUCCGUAAGAACUUUAAUUUUCAAUGUAAGCACUGCACACUUAAAACAUUUACUAUUUAUUGAAUGUUAAAACCUGUUUUGGAACUCAAUUUCUUUACUGUCUUAAGAUUGCAAUAGAGUAUAUGUUUAAAAAAACAUUUUUGCUCCUAGCUACAGCAGAAUGUUUCAACAAGAAAAAUAAAUUUGUUUUAUUACUUUAUGUCAGCUCAUCUUAACAAAUCAUUGUGUCCUGAUAAAAUAUUGAGGUCAACUUUAAAUGCAACAUUUACUUUAGUUUAAGACCAAAAAUAGCAGCCAGCAAGACCAGAAUGAUAUGUUACCAUUACGUUUAGUAAAAAGAGCACAAAUACAUUCAUACAAUGUCUAAAUUAAUUAGUUGCUGAAUUCUAUUUUGUUUCUGUUUUCAUUCUGUAAAUAACAGUUCCUAUGCACAAAUGUAACCCUGAAUUUCCACAUAGUAGGUUGUUUCUUGUCAUGGAAAAUGAUUCAAAUAAUCAGUCAGAUGUCAAAAAGUAAGGGAAUUUAUGAAAUGGGGAAAAACAGUCCAUAAGAGAGAGAUUUCUGAAAUUCAUAUAAAUUUUACCCUGCACUCCACCAAAAGCAGUUUUAACUUGUGGCAAUACAAGCAUACUUGUCCAGGUAUACAGAAAAUCAAACUUGAAGAACAAUCUCCUGGUAAAGCUGUUACUUUCUGGUCUGUUGAGUGCUGCCAAAAAUCUUUGUUGACUUAAUGAUUAGCCAAUAUCAAUGAAGGCAAGCAGAUCUUUACCAAUAGGAAAUAUGAAAGUUAAUAUUUCUUCAGAUAAAGCUCAUAAGGCCUCCUUACCCAAGUACAAAUAAUAAAAAACACCCUGCACAUUUGUAAAAACUCAACUGUGUUGAACAUUAGAUGUGAUUCUCCAAAUGAAAAACAUUCGCUACGUAACAUUGAUUGUGCCAAGAGUGAUGUUGACAAUCAUUUUAGGAUUGUCAGUCAGGUUUGUAGUGUGGCACAUUUGCACACAGAGGAAGGUGCAUAUUUUGUUACACCGCCCUAUUUUUAACAGAAAGAUAAUGUAUAAACAUUCCAUUCCUGUUUAACUCAAAACAGGUGACAACUUAUCUCUGGUUCAUUUCUUACAACAAUGCUUUGAUUAAUCAUAGUCAACCCAUUGUGAUUUAAAACUUAAAAGUUUGGCGGUUAACUGUCAAUCAUCAUCUAACUGUGCAUUUGCCAUGGCAAUACCGCGGCCAGAAUCCGCAUGUUAAUCAAUCGGGAUUCUCAUUCACACAAUGACAAUGUUGUUUCGCUUUUUAUAUUUGUAUUUAUUGCAAAUUACCUGGAUUAGUACAUGAUGAAAGCUUCAACAAAAUCGUUAUUUUUCAGCAGUACUCAAUUUCUGUAUUACCAAGGAACUAAUGAAAAAUUACUUUCAGUGCUAAAUCAACUGUCCAUAAUUAAGAGCUUUUGUUUCAAUUCUGUUUAUGAAAUGGUAAACUAAGACAUUGAUUGCCUUAUCAGGGGGUCAAUAAUGCAAGUAAAGGUAAGAUGUUAGGGUAGUUAUUUUGGAAGCAUGAGCUCAGUUAGUCUAAAGGAUAUUAUUCAUGCAAGUCUAAUUCUAGAAAUAACUUGUUUGAUAUUUUUAACAUUUCUAUCUUUGCCUCCCUUAUUAGGUUUCUAACUAUUCAUUUUUGUAUAUUAUUUCUUGUCAUGUUUUGUUUAUUGCUGGAAAGAACAAUUUGUCGAAGCAUUUCAUCUUGGACUCAAGACCGUUGUAAGAAUAUCAGUGAAAAGGACAACAUCGUUGUAAACAUUUUUUCUAAUUAACCUGUUCAGAGAUGCUUUUACACACCUAUAGAGCACACAGGAUUUUAAUCCCAAUCUCCUGUCUCAGAGGUAGGGACACUGUCACUGUGCUAAAGGAGUCCAGGGAACAAAAUUGUGUGCUGUAUGAGAUAAGAGCACUGAUUAAUGACAAGUGGACUCUGAAUGAUAGCAGAUUGCCAUGGAAAAUGCACCAGUUAGAUGAUAACUGCCAGUUAACUGGCACACUUUGCUUAAAUUUAAAACAGGCAGGUCGCCUUAGAUUGGAUUGACACUGUCAUGUAGAAUGAAUGCAAGAUUGACUGUUGCCUAUUUUUUGUUCAUUGAAAUAGUUGCAGUCUGUGCAUAUGCUCUUUCUGUCUAUAGAUAAAAGGGUCCAGUAUAGUAAUACAUAUAACAUCCAGUACAUGCAAGUAUAUCACACUGAGGCCCAAUUGACGGUCAUUGUAUUAGUUGUCAGUGUAAUAUUAACUGUCAAAUGCCUACUCCUGCUAAUGUUUCAUCGUAUUGCCUUUUCUAGUUCACUUUAUUCAUUCACUGUUACCUUUACUCACAACAAAUCUUUCCUGUUUUGUCAAUUCAACUUUUUCCAGAACUGAUUAAAAAUUGCCGUAGUAACACAUUGUAGUAACUAUGACCAAUGAUUACUAACAGCAACAAUUUGGUGUGAAAGGUUCAUAUAAUUGGAGGUACAUGUGUGGAGUCCAAUUAAUUUAAAUGUUCUUAAUUAUAAAAAGCAAGUUAACAAAAGCAGAGAUGCCAAAAGCAUGUUAUGGAACAUUCCAUUUUCAAAAUACAUUAAAAACUAAUUUCAACAUUCUUAAACUUAUAAAUACAAGUUUAAAAAGGAAGCGUUGCCUCAAUUCAGUUCACUAGAUGCAAAUAAUUCAGUACAUAUAAUACUAAUUUAAAAAUUGUCGCACAAGGGCUUUCAGUAUAAAGUAGUAGCACUAAUAAAAAUUAACUUAAUUUUAUGGUACCAAAACUGUCUCUCGUUAACACAUGCCAAUUCCUUUAGGUUUUUUUUAGAAAUAGAAUCAGGAUUGUAGUAGUUUAAGUCUAUAUCAAUGUUAUUUUAUAUUUUGGGAGCAUUAUAAAGCACAUACGAACUGUCUGCCUAAUAAACUAAUUAGUUUUGUCAUUAAUGAUAACAUACUGCAAGUAUGUGGUUUUCUUAGACACUGUCACAGUCCAAGUGGCCUCAUCACAUUCACAGGGUUGCAAAUAUUGCAAAUGUGCCAUAAAACUUCAAAGCCUUCUCGAUCAAAGAUUACCACAUCUCUGAAUGUUUACACUACAAAUUUCAAAAGAUGACAGUUGCACUAAUUUGACUAUCUGUUUAAGUGAAUAUAAAAAUAUUCCCAUCUCUCCUGACAACAGACUGUAUUUAGAGUGUUAUCUGUAAUUCUACCAAACUUAGUUGGCCCCAGUGUUAUUUGUUGAUAUUAGUGUGGUCUCAUUCUUUGCACUUUUAUAAAUUUCAGUUUGAAAUGUGCAAGCUGAAAUGUAGUUAAAUUCUAGCAAAUAUUGUAAUGACAGUGCAAACACAGCAAUUUAUUCUUGCCUUAUUGUAACUGUAAAUCAUUUGAUAAAUAAAUACUUAGUGAUAUAGUGA